CUGGACAAUCAGUCAGCCGAGACGGACGGAAAACUCGCAAAACAAAACUUCCUCUACACAAACACCAUCCGGUCAGGGUAGACGACGUCUGAGCGAAACCGGCGCGCAUAGUUCCGCCUCUUGUUCCUGUAACCAGCCACUUCAUGUCACAUGUUUGAUGCAACAUGGCCGCUAUCGUAGACUGUGGAGCUGAUACAAGUCCUUCAAAAAACAUGUCCCUUAAGAAAGCUCUGUCUGCAGCUUCUCCCCUUACGCUGAGAAUCAUUGCUGAAUGCCCGGUGACAAAAGCAAGAGCUUGUGAUCUAAUACUGCCACACUCCGCCGUCAUGACCCCGGUGUUCAUGCCUGUCGGUACACAGGGCACUCUGAAGGGAAUCACUGUGGAUCAGCUGGAGGGUCUUGGGUGCCAGAUUUGUCUUGGAAACACAUACCACCUGGGCAUGAGACCGGGCCCCGAUUUGAUCGAGAAGGCCAAUGGUUUACAUGGGUUCAUGAACUGGAAGAGAAAUCUUUUAACUGACAGUGGGGGCUUUCAGAUGGUGUCUCUCGUUGAACUCUCAGAGGUCACUGAGGAAGGGGUAAAGUUCAAGUCCCCCUAUGAUGGGAAAGAGAUUCUCCUAAGUCCUGAGAAAUCCAUCAGCAUACAGAACAGCCUGGGGUCAGACAUCAUGAUGCAACUAGAUGAUGUGGUCAGCAGUACAGUGACAGGCCCACGGGUGGAGGAGGCGAUGCACAGAUCCAUUCGCUGGCUGGACCGCUGCAUAGCAGCCAAUAAAAAUGCAGACAAACAGAACCUUUUUGCCAUCAUCCAGGGAGGGUUGAACGCAGAGCUGCGCAAAGCCUGUCUGGAUGAAAUGACUCAACGUGAUGUUCCCGGUUUUGCCAUCGGCGGACUGAGUGGAGGAGAGGAGAAAGAUGACUUCUGGCGGAUGGUCACACUGAGCACUGAUCACCUGCCAAGAGAAAAGCCUCGAUAUCUCAUGGGUGUGGGGUAUGCUGUGGAUUUGGUGGUGUGCGUAGCUCUGGGAUGUGAUAUGUUUGAUUGUGUGUUCCCCACCCGUACUGCAAGAUUUGGCUCUGCCUUGGUGCCUUGGGGUUCUCUCCAGGUAAAACAUAAGCAGUAUGCCAAGGACUUCCAGCCCAUAGACCCAGACUGCCAGUGUCCAACAUGCAAGAGACAUAGUCGGGCUUACCUCCAUGCUCUGUUCAAGAGUGACACUGCCGCCAUGCAUCACAUCACCAUCCAUAACAUUGCCUACCAGCUCACCCUGAUGCGGUCUGUGAGACAGAGCAUUGUGGAAGGUCGAUUCCCUGAGUUUAUACGGACGUUCAUGAAGCGAAUGUUUCCCUCUCCUGACCAGUACCCCAGCUGGGCUGUGGAUGCUCUAGCCUCCGUCAACGUUACACUGGAAUAAAACCUUAAAGGCAACUGUUGUAUUUUAAACAGGCAUAUAAAUGUCAAACAGUAACUGAAGGAUUUUAUAUCUUUUAAAUUGCAUUUUUUAUGGAUGACUGUUUUGUAGUCUUUGUUUGUAUUUGUAUAUGCAUUGCCAGUUUUUUUGGUGAUGAGAAAAUUAGCUUUUGAUCUGAAGGGACAAAACCUGAUUGUCUUUUGUGACAAUCUGCUUUACUCAGCCUCAGCAAAUUGUCCUCAUAGUACACAUUAUGUUAAUGUGAGACUGAAUGGUGUUUAAAUGAGAUUUGAAACACAUGAAGUGUCUCCUCUGAUAUGCUCAGACACUUUUUAGCCGUUACCAUGGCUACAGAGCUAGGCCCACCCACCUGAAAUGAAAUGUUUUGCCUUCCUGUCAUCCUCUUUUUGUGAUUUUUCUGUCUGAGCAUAUUUCAUUUUUACCAAAGGCAAAGUAUUAAUAACUUUAUAUGUAUUCUGAUGUUUUAACCCUCACUCUGACAGACUAAGUUGUCGGCUAACUGUUUAAAACGUAUAAAUUUAUGUGGCUGCCCA
This is a messenger RNA of Scatophagus argus, 1966 nucleotides long. RefSeq names its product queuine tRNA-ribosyltransferase 1 (gene qtrt1). Gene Ontology annotation, molecular function: tRNA-guanosine(34) queuine transglycosylase activity. Bases 165 to 1415 code for a protein of 416 amino acids. Gene Ontology annotation, cellular component: cytosol. The record is from RefSeq and is a predicted model, not a curated record. The transcript is spliced from 10 exons. NCBI's taxonomy places the organism in Eukaryota, Metazoa, Chordata, Actinopteri, Scatophagidae.